Solanum pennellii is the source of this 2284-nucleotide messenger RNA. RefSeq names its product probable L-type lectin-domain containing receptor kinase S.5. The transcript is spliced from 2 exons. Gene Ontology annotation, cellular component: plasma membrane. The coding region runs from base 143 to 2170 and encodes 675 amino acids. The record is from RefSeq and is a predicted model, not a curated record. NCBI's taxonomy places the organism in Eukaryota, Viridiplantae, Streptophyta, Magnoliopsida, Solanales, Solanaceae. Gene Ontology annotation, molecular function: ATP binding; protein kinase activity; carbohydrate binding. Gene Ontology annotation, biological process: protein phosphorylation.
AUUAUAAAAUUGUAUAUGUCUCCUCUAAUAUCUCAUUUUACACAACUCCAACAUGCUUCAAAAUAGCUUCUUUUAUUGACCCUUCCUCUUAUUAAAAUCCCUCACAUCUCUAUACUUCUUUUCACUACAUGAAAAACAAAACAUGGAAUUUUUCACACCAAAAAUCUUCAUAUUUUUCUCUUGUCUUCAACUCAUAUCACAAGCCAAAAUCAUAACAUUUGACAAACAAUAUGGUGAUCCUUUUGAUCACACAUAUGCUCCUUUACUUGAAAUCAAAUAUCCUGCACAAAUAAGCAAUCAAGCACUUCAAAUCACCCCUGACACAGCUUCCACUGCUUACAAAACGUUAAAUAAUUCAGGCAGAAUCCUACUAAAACAACCUUUCAAAUUAUGGGUAGACGAUAUUUCAAGGACAGCGUCUUUCAACACGUCAUUCCUAGUAAACAUUUAUAGACCGGAUAACAAAACAGCAGCCGAAGGUCUAGCAUUCUUGAUAUGUCCAAAUUUGGAUUUGCCACUAAACAGCCAGGGUCAGUACUUGGGCCUAACGAACGCUACAACAAAUGGUGCACCAUCCAACAAAAUAAUCGCGAUUGAGCUAGAUACAUUCAAACAAGAAUUCGAUAUUGAUGAUAAUCAUAUUGGGAUUGAUAUCAACAACGUUGAAUCCGUUAAAUCAAAAUCUUUAACACCAUAUGGAAUUGAACUAGCUCCAAUAGGUGAAAGAUUCUACAACAUAUGGAUACAAUAUGAUGGAAUCAAGAAAAUACUUGAUGUGUACAUUAUUGAACAAAUGACAAAAAAUGGGGCAACACCAACAAGGCCAAAAGUACCAAUACUAACACACAAUGUUGAUUUGAAAGAAAUUGUAAAUGAAGAUUCAUACUUUGGUUUCUCAGCUUCAACAGGACAUUUCAAACAGUUGAAUUGUGUGUUGAGAUGGAAUUUAACAGUUGAGUAUUUUCAAGAGAAGAAUAAUCAAGAAAAGGUGGUAAUAAUAAGUGUAAGUGUUGGUGUGACACUAUUGAUUGUUUUAUUAAUUUUGUCAGGGUAUUUUGGGUAUUAUUAUUUUUUUAAUGAGAAAAAAAGGGAUGAUAAUAGGUCAGAAUCUACUAUAUUAGGUGCAUUAAAGAGUUUACCUGGAAUGCCUAGGGAUUUUGAGUUUAAAGAAUUGAAAGAAGCUACUAAUAAUUUUGAUGAAAAAAAUAAACUUGGUGAAGGUGGAUUUGGAGUUGUGUAUAAAGGGUAUUUAGUUGGUGAAAAAAUGGAAAUUGCUGUGAAGUGGUUUUCUAGGGAAAGUAUCAAGGGUCAAGAUGAUUUCUUGGCUGAGUUGACAAUUAUCAACCGUUUAAGGCAUAAACAUCUUGUCAAAUUACUUGGAUGGAGCCAUAAGCAUGGUAAGCUACUCCUUGUAUAUGAAUACAUGCCAAAUGGUAGCCUGGACAAACAUCUCUUCUCCUCAGGGCAGCCACUCAGCUGGAGUGUGAGGUACAACAUUGUAUCGGGAGUCGCGUCAGCUCUUCACUAUCUUCACAACGAAUACGAGCAGAAGGUAGUCCAUCGCGAUCUCAAGGCAAACAACAUCAUGCUCGACUCAAACUUCAAUGCACGUUUAGGUGAUUUUGGAUUAGCACGAGCCAUUGACAACGAAAAGACCUCCUAUGCUGAUGAAGGUGAAGGUGUACUUGGCACGAUGGGAUACAUCGCGCCAGAAUGCUUCCACACUGGAAAAGCAACUCAACAUUCUGAUGUCUAUGCAUUCGGAGCUGUGUUGUUGGAGCUAAUAUGUGGCCAAAGACCUGGAACUAAAGUGAAUGGCUUUCAACUCUAUCUUGAUUGGGUUUGGUUCUUGCAUCGCGAUGGGAGAAUCCUUGAAGCUGUUGACACGAGGCUCGGGGAUCAAUACGUGGUUGAAGAAGCAGAGAGAUUGUUACUACUUGCUCUGGCUUGCUCCCAUCCAAUUGCCAAUCAAAGACCUAAGACACAAACUAUAGUUCAAGUUAUAUCAAGAUCAGUACCACCACCACAAGUACCACCAUUUAAACCAUCAUUUGUUUGGCCUUCUAUGGUUCCAAUUGACAUAGAUUCAUCCGAUACCAUAUCCAUCACAACUCCUCAGUACAGUUCAGAGAACAACAGUAUUGAAUAUCAAAGCAAUAGCUUGAUUUAGGCCACUUCACAUGGAUAGCACCUCAUGUAUAUAUUUCUCAGACUGUUCGGUUUGUUGUAUUAAAAAUGACAAUGUAUUGCAUAAUUUCUAAAGGGAAGUUGUUUGUUUACAUUA